AUGGCAUCUGCAUUAUUUUCAAACUUAACUAAAACAAUAAUUCAAGCAUAUAAUGAAUUUACAAAGCCGAGUGCAACAGUUAGUGAACAUGAUAUAUUACGCUGUCAAAAUAUGUUGAGGGACAAUAUUAUUCUUUUUAAUAAUUUACUAUCAAACGUAAAUAGUACUGUUAGUGAACGGCAAAGUUUACAGCAUAAUAUUGGUGUGUCAUAUGCAUACAUCGACAAAUUGGCUCAGUUAGGUUCAGUUGUAGUUGGUGGAAAUUUAGCUGCAAAAAGUUUAGUGCAGUGGCAGGACUUGGAAAAUGCAUUUAAUAACCGUAUUAAAACCGGAUGUAUAUUAAACCAAGGCCAUACAGAUGUGCGAACAUUUUUGAUGGAUUCAAAAAAUACAUUAUUCGAUAAAAUUAAAAAUAUUAUUCUUCAAGAGGGUAAUAUUAAAGUUAGUUUAAAUCUUUCGUGUUUAUUCGAGAAUGUGAAAGGUGGUGGUGAUAAGAUUGAAGAAAUAAAAUCUUUUAAGACGCAGAGUAGUGAAAUUUUAUCAACGACAGACCUUCAUAGUUGGUUUACGGACAAUGUGUAUGAAGUGUUAUUAAGAAAAAUUGAUGACUUCAAUCAGAAAGACUCAGGAUGGAGUCUAAUUGAAGUUAUGAAUUUGGUUGUAAACAUCUCUAGAUAUGCACCUUUAGAAGUUGGCAUGGCGAAAGUACGAGGCAUAUCAACUUAUGUGCGUCUUCCUCAAGACAUUCAAGAAAAAAAAGCUGUCCUGAACAUUGAAAACUUCGAUGCUUAUUGCUUUUUGUGGGCUGUCACAGCAGUGCUAUAUCCCGCACGCACAAGUCAUCCUGAGAGAACUCAAUCAUACCCUCAGUUUUCCGACUCAGAGCUAAAAUACGCAGGUAUAAAAUUUCCGAUAGUAUUAAAAGAUAUAGCGAAGUAUGAAAGUUUGAAUAAUUUAGCUAUAAAUGUUUAUGGUAUAGAUCCUCAAACAGUGAUUAAAAAUGGAAAAUCGUAUCAAAACUCAUUUGAUAAACAUAAGCUAGAUUGUAUAAAAUUUAAUAAAAUUAGAAUGGAACUGCCUACGAAAGAGGGAAAAAUACUAAAAUUUAAAAAUUAUAAAUACAAAGAUAUCGUACCGUUUGUUGUUUACGCUGAUUUGGAGUGCACUCUGUUACCUGAGUCAGCUAAUAAUGAUAAUGGUUCUCAAACACAUAUCCCUCACAGUAUUGCCAUGUACACGCAUUGUAGUUAUGAAGAAACUCUAUGUAAAUUUGAAAUAAAUCGGUCACCUGAUUGUAUUGAGUGGUUUACAAGGAAACUUGAAAAUCUUGCACAUAAAGUAAACAGUUUUCUGUGGGGUGGAAUAGCAAUGAAACCACUAAAUUCUGAAGAAAUAAGAUAUCACAAUUCUAUGAAUAUUUGUCAUAUUUGCUCGAAAGUAAUAUUAGCAAAUGAAAAAAAAUGUCAUGAUCACUGUCAUUUUACAGGGAAAUACCGGGGUCCAGCUCAUAACUCUUAUUCUUUUAGAUUUAUGGCAUCAAGCAUAGAAAAAUUAGCUUCAUAUCUAACUAACGAUGACAAACAAAUAACUCGUAAAUACUAUACUGAUCCUGAUAAAUUCAAAUUAAUGAUACGUAAAGGUGUGUUUCCCUGUGAAUACAUAGAUAGUGUUGAUAAAUUAGAUGAUAAACAGUUACCAGAAAAACAAUUAUUUUACUCUAAGCUAAAUGAUAAUGAUGUAUCCGAUGAGGAUUACAAUCAUGCUCAAGAAGUUUGGAAUAAGUUUAAUAUUAAAACAUUAGGCGAAUAUUCAGAUUUGUAUUUGAAGACAGAUGUCUUAUUGUUAGCGGACAUUUUUGAAAACUUUCGUCAUAGUUGUCAGAAGACUUAUGAGCUAGACCCGUUACACUAUUUUACAUCACCAGGACUUAGUUUAGAUGCAAUGUUAAAGAUGACAAAUAUUGAAUUAGAGUUAUUGACUGAUGCGGAAAUGAUACUCUUUAUUGAAAAAGGCAUUAGAGGUGAAGUAUCUCAAUGUACAAAUCGAUAUGCGCAAGCAAACAAUCGUUUUAUGGGUGAUGAUUUCGAUCAAAAUAAAGAUGAAUCAUAUUUAAUGUACUUUGAUGUAAACAAUUUGUAUGGGGGUGCAAUGAGUAUGUCAUUACCUCAGAGCUCAUUUAAAUGGAAGGAAAAUAUUACUCUUGAUAACAUAAAUACUUUAUUCAAUGCUAAUCGUUCUGAAGGAUAUAUAUUAGAAGUAGAUUUAGACUAUCCGAUCAUUUUACAUGAGCUCCAUAAAGACCUACCAUUGUGCCCUGAACAUUUUGUACCUCCGAACUGUAAACAAGCAAAAUUGGCAACAACGCUUUAUUCUAAGAAAAAUUAUGUUGUACAUUAUAAGAAUCUGCAACAAUAUCUUACUCUAAGUAUGAAGCUUGUGAAAGUUCAUAGGGUUCUAAAAUUUAAACAAUCGGCAUGGUUAAAAUCGUAUAUUGAUAAAAAUACAGAAUGUCGAAAAAAUGCUAGAAAUGAAUUUGAAAAGAACUUUUACAAGCUCAUGAACAAUGCAGUAUUUGGUAAAACAAUGGAAAAUGUGAGAAAAUAUAAAGAUGUUAAGUUAGUGACAAAAUGGCAUGGUAGAUAUGGUGCGAAAUCUUUAAUAUCGAAACCGAAUUUCCAUAGUUUUACCAUUUUUGAUAAAGAAUUAUUAUUAAUUGAGUUAAAAAGAGUUAGAGCUAAUUUUAAUAAACCAAUUUAUGUUGGAUUUACUAUACUUGAUUUAUCAAAAACUUAUAUUUACGAUUUUCACUAUAAUUACAUUAAAAAACAAUUUACUAAUGAUGAAUCAAAACUUAUGUAUACUGAUACUGAUAGUUUAAUUUACUAUUUUAAGGUUCCGAAUAUAUAUGAAAUCAUUAAACGUGAUAUUAAAAUGUUUGACACCUCCGAUUAUCCUCCAAACAAUAUUUAUGAUAUUCCAUUAGUAAAUAAAAAAGUUGUUGGUCUCAUGAAAGACGAGAAUAAUGGUGAAAUUAUGAGCGAGUUUGUAGGACUUAGAGCUAAGCUGUAUGCAUUCAGAACUCAUAAAAAUAUGAAAGCUAAAAAAAGAGCAAAAAGAGUCAAAGGAUCAACUUUAAGAACUAUCACGUUUAAUGAUUUUAAAAACUGUCUUGAAAAGCACACCAAUGUUAUUAAACCCCAAUUCCUGAUUAGAAGUAAUAAACAUGAGGUUAAGACGAUUAAACAAACUAAAUUAGCUCUGAGUUGGAAUGAUGAUAAAAGAAAGUUGCAAGAGAAUUCUCCAGAUACAUUACCAUGGGGAUAUAAAAAACUGAAAAAUUAA
Molecule: messenger RNA, 3342 nt
Organism: Microplitis mediator
Lineage: Eukaryota; Metazoa; Arthropoda; Insecta; Hymenoptera; Braconidae
Exons: 3
Coding region: 1-3342 (1113 amino acids)
Source: RefSeq, a predicted model, not a curated record